Molecule: messenger RNA, 558 nt
Organism: Ziziphus jujuba (common jujube)
Lineage: Eukaryota; Viridiplantae; Streptophyta; Magnoliopsida; Rosales; Rhamnaceae
Exons: 2
Coding region: 1-558 (185 amino acids)
Source: RefSeq, a predicted model, not a curated record
AUGGGGAACGAAGCUAUACUGCGCCAGGGGGUGGAGGUUAAGAAAGAAGGAGUAGGGGUUGCUGCUUGGGGAGCAAUCGAGGUAAAAAAAGGGAAGUGGCGUGGAUCCGUGUGUAGCAUCGUUGAUGCUCCCAUAGAAAAAGUUUGGAAUAUAGUUUCACAGACUAAAAGACUACCGGAAUGGAUGCCGAUGGUUGAAAGGUGCACGGAUUUAUCCGGCCAAGAUGGUGUUCCAGGCUACGUUCGUCUCGUUUCGGGGUUCAUGUUUCCUCAACAAGAUGGAGAAAGGUCAUGGAUCAAGGAGACGCUGCUUUCCAUGGAUUCCUCAACGUUUACCUAUGUGUAUGCAAUGGAAGCAAGCAAUGUAGGUUUAGAUGGGUCUGAAAAUUCAUUGAAGCUUGUAGAUUAUGGAGAGGAUUCAACGCUAUUUGAUUGGUCUUUCGAGAUAAACGCCAUUGAAGGUGCAAGUGAGGACAGCAUUAUUGAUUAUCUGGGGUUUCUCUACAAAUCUUGCAUUAAUAGGAUCGAGGGUGCUAUAAAAGCAGAAUCUCCUAAAUAG